GAGAGGCUGGUGCGGACAUCAGUAGCGGGGCUCCUGGCAGUUCAGGCUUCAGAGCGGACCCAGCAAGCGUUGGCCGCGGACAUGACGCCUGAGGACAGGGUAGAGACCCAGCCUCUCCUGCGGCCGCCCGGCGGCAGCGUUCCCCGCGGCCGCCACGUCUUCCUUGCCUCCUUCGCCGCUGCCCUCGGCCCGCUCAGCUUCGGCUUCGCGCUCGGUUACAGUUCCCCUGCCAUCCCGAGCCUGCGGCGCGCCGUGCCGCCGGCCCCACAGCUGGACGACGAAGCUGCUUCAUGGUUUGGGGCCAUCGUGACGCUGGGAGCUGCGGCUGGAGGUGUGCUGGGCGGCUGGCUGGUGGACCGCGCAGGGCGCAAGCUGAGCCUCCUGUUCAGCACCGUGCCUUUCGUGACCGGCUUUGCCGUCAUCACCGCGGCGCAGGACCUAUGGAUGCUGCUGGGAGGCCGCCUCCUCACCGGCCUAGCGUGUGGCAUUGCCUCGCUAGUGGCCCCGGUCUACAUCUCCGAAAUUGCCUACCCGGAGGUGCGAGGCCUGCUCGGCUCCUGUGUGCAGCUGAUGGUCGUCACAGGCAUCCUCCUGGCCUACCUGGCAGGCUGGGUCCUGGAUUGGCGCUGGCUGGCCGUGCUGGGCUGUGUGCCCCCCUCCUUCAUGCUGCUGCUCAUGUGCUGCAUGCCCGAGACCCCGCGCUUCCUGCUGACUCAGCACCAGCGCCAGGAAGCCUUGGCCGCUGCGCAGUUCCUGUGGGGCUCCGAGCAGGGCUGGGAAGAGCCUUCUGCUGGGGCUGAGCACCAGGGCUUCCGCCUGGCCCAGCUGAGGCGUCCUGGUGUCUACAAGCCCUUCGUCAUUGGCAUCUCGCUGAUGGUCUUCCAGCAGCUGUCUGGGAUAAACGCUGUCAUGUUCUACGCAAAGACCAUCUUCGAGGAAGCCAAGUUAAGGGACAGCAGCCUGGCCUCCGUGGUUGUGGGCGUCAUCCAGGUGUUGUUCACCGCCAUGGCGGCCGGCAUCAUGGACAGAGCCGGGCGGAGGCUGCUCCUGGCCUUGUCAGGUGUGGUCAUGGUGGUCAGCAGCAGUGCCUUUGGCGCCUACUUCAAGCUGACCCAGGGCGGCCCCAGCAACUCCUCACUCCUGGUACCCGUCUCCAUGGAGCCGGCUGACGCCAGCGCAGGGCUGGCCUGGUUGGCGGUGGGCAGCAUGUGCCUCUUCAUUGCUGGCUUCGCUGUGGGCUGGGGGCCCAUCCCCUGGCUCCUCAUGUCUGAGAUCUUCCCUCUGCACGUCAAGGGUGUGGCCACCGGCGUCUGCGUCCUCACCAACUGGCUCAUGGCCUUCCUGGUGACCAAAGAGUUCGGCAGCCUCAUGGAGGUGCUCAGGCCCUACGGUGCUUUCUGGCUCGCCUCGGCCUUCUGCAUCCUCAGUGUCCUUUUCACUUUGUCCUGUGUCCCUGAGACCAAAGGAAAGACUUUGGAGCAAAUUACAGCCCAUUUCGAGGGGCGAUGACAGCCCCGUCCCAGGAGUGGCUGCCCCUCCUAGCUGGGCCACUUUGGACUUCGGAGGGGACAGAGCCUGCCUGUGACCUUGAGCUGGGCCCCUGCCAGAGCCCAGAGCCCUGUCUGCCCUCAGGGAGCCAGGAUCCAGGACCAAAGCACCUCGCAGCCUCGUCCUCCAGGUCCCUCCUUCCUGCCCAGGUCUCUCCAGCCCCAUGAGCCAUGGGCAGGAGGUUCCCGGUCCCUGGGUCAGUUCUUGCUGCUGCUCUGAGACUGGGAAGGAGGGGACAUCUCGGAGGGUCUUGGCUGCCCCAUGGCCAGACCUCCACGUGCCCUCGCUGUCAUGACACGAAAGCGACAGUGGAGGAGGGGACUUGUGGCUCCUUGUUCUCUGGAGGAGGUGCCUUUGCAGGCUGGGUGGUGGCCCAUGGUCUCCUCACCGGGCUGCUUUACCAAAAAGGAACUACGUUUGCCAAAUAAAGAUUCAACUCAGAAAA
Messenger RNA from Artibeus jamaicensis (Jamaican fruit-eating bat), 1993 nucleotides. RefSeq names its product solute carrier family 2 member 8 (gene SLC2A8). The coding region runs from base 82 to 1509 and encodes 475 amino acids. Gene Ontology annotation, molecular function: transmembrane transporter activity. The record is from RefSeq and is a predicted model, not a curated record. The transcript has 10 exons. Gene Ontology annotation, biological process: transmembrane transport. Gene Ontology annotation, cellular component: membrane. NCBI's taxonomy places the organism in Eukaryota, Metazoa, Chordata, Mammalia, Chiroptera, Phyllostomidae.